This is a messenger RNA of Plodia interpunctella (Indianmeal moth), 1096 nucleotides long. RefSeq names its product chymotrypsin-2-like. Bases 106 to 975 code for a protein of 289 amino acids. Lineage: Eukaryota; Metazoa; Arthropoda; Insecta; Lepidoptera; Pyralidae. The transcript is spliced from 5 exons. Gene Ontology annotation, molecular function: serine-type endopeptidase activity. Gene Ontology annotation, biological process: proteolysis. The record is from RefSeq and is a predicted model, not a curated record.
AGAUAUAACCUUCAAAAGGACUGAUGAUCGCUAUAAAUGCUUCAGAAUCGAUUCUACGGCGUACUAACAGCUUCUAUUAUCUAGUAAUUUCCUUUUUCAAUCGUCAUGUUAAAAUUAAUAUUAAUCGCAUUUGUUUCUACAAUAGCUCUGAUACAUGGGAAAAUAAUUCCUGAGUUGAGUUUUGAUAUUCGAGAGCCGAAGAUAGUAGGAGGGCAGGACGCCAUCGAUGGCGGGAUUCCUUACCAGGUCUCCCUGAGGUCCCUGUUCAACUCCCAUUUCUGCGGAGGAUCUAUCCUGAACAACCGAUGGGUGUUAACUGCCGCCCAUUGCACUGAAGGUCAAUCAACAUACAACGUCAAAGUCGUGAUCGGUACGAACAGCCUCACCAAAGGCGGGACGACCUACAAUGCCGAUAUGAUCAUCAUCCAUGAAAACUACGAUAGCUACUUGAUAGCCAAUGACGUCAGCGUCAUCCGAGUUAGUAAAGAGAUCGAGUUCAACUCCAGAGUCCAACCGAUCAAGCUGCCUGAAUUCGAUACUGAUGCUGGCGCCGCUUUGGUGCUCAGUGGGUGGGGGAGACUGUCUUACCCAGGCCUGCUACCCGACCGGCUCCAAGUUAUCAACCUGACCGCAGUCAGCACCGCUCAAUGUCGGAAUAUCUUCAAUGGAAUCAACAAGGUCUUCGACUCCCAGAUCUGCUCCCUCACGAGGUCCGGAGAAGGCGCGUGCCACGGUGAUUCUGGUGGCCCACUAGUGGAAGGAGAUAGUAUUGUGGGCGUUGUCUCCUGGGGCAUGCCGUGCGCUCGUGGAUACCCAGAUGUAUACAGUAGGGUGUACUCCUUCAAAACUUGGAUUUUGGACAACAUAUCUGAUAAUGAGGCGACCUCCACUAACACCACUCCCUAUGAUGAGACCACAACUGAUGCUAUUGAAUUAGAUACUACAACACCUGACGAAGUCGAAGUUGAAGCCUAAAAGACACUACAAGGACGUUGAUCAUAGAUAUAAAAGAAAUUGAUGCUAAUAAUAUUUUAGACGUAGACGUUAAAAGACAUGCACUUUUUAUAAUCAACUAAAAUAAAAUCUAAGAUACAGA